Messenger RNA from Thermothielavioides terrestris NRRL 8126, 2986 nucleotides. RefSeq lists its product as uncharacterized. Bases 259 to 2889 code for a protein of 876 amino acids. NCBI's taxonomy places the organism in Eukaryota, Fungi, Ascomycota, Sordariomycetes, Sordariales, Chaetomiaceae. The transcript has a single exon. The record is from RefSeq and is a predicted model, not a curated record.
UUACCGCGACACCACGACACUUCGACGGCGAUUUACAUGCCUACCCCUGUUUGGCGCCUUCUCACCUUUGCUUUUCAGGGGUCAACCCUUCCCUAUCCGGGAUACUUAACCCAUGGGGUCCACACUCGCCGCCAACCGUAACGCAAUUCUUCUAGCGCCGCAGUCUCGGCGCCUCACGGUCUUGAAUCCUCAAUUCAGCUGCUCCAAGGCGUUGCGCAGCGCCUCACCGACCGGUCACCGCGCGGCACAGGCAACGGGAUGGAGAAAAGCAACAAGGGCGGGGAGCCCUUCAGGCGGCCACCCACGUCGCCCAAAGGCCAUCUCAGAAAGAAGGCGCGUUGGCAGGCGCCCCCGCGGCCGUUUGACUCGAAGUCGGAUGAAGACGGCGCGCCGGAGCCGAAGCCCCUCUUUCUCGGUGGCUACGCCGUUCAGCAGGCGCCGUCGGCGGCCACCGAGUUCAAGAUUCGGGGCAGAGGCAGGUCUCCCGCUGCGCCCAAGUCUGAGCCCGCCUGGGAGGAGGACACCUCGGAAGCACCGUCGUUCCGGCGCCACGAGAGCGCUUUCUUCUCCGCUGCAGACAGCAUUUUUGCCCAGGUGCAGACCAUCAAGACGGUCGUCACCCAGAGCGGCUACGCGCUGAGCCAUCCCAUCGCGAGAGCCGCCGAGAACAUCAACGCCCAGUUAUGCCGCCUGAGCGGCGUCUGCCGCGCAAUGUGCGGCGAGAUUCAGAGCAUGGCGGCCGAUAUGGAGCAGCUGUCGGCGCAUGGGGAGGGGUUGAGACGGGAGCUCGACGCGGCCACUUACAAGCUCGACUACGCGAGGAAGGACUUCGCUGAGCAGGCCCAAGACCUGAAGUUGGCGGCAGCCAAGGCGGAUGACGACGUGCGCCGGCUAAAGCUUGAGGUCAAGGAUCUAAACGCCAAACUGAAGAGUCUUGAGGGCAGUUAUCGCUCAAUUCAGGGGGAGCGGGCGAAGCUCGCGGCGGAAAAGCUGAGUCUCGAAGCUUCGGUGCGAGACAGGGACGCGGCAGUUGAGAAGGCGACGGCCGAGUGCUGCAGAUUGCAGGUCCUGGUGCGAGAGAGGGACGAAGAAGCCGAAGAGCUCAAGUCGGAAAAUCUAGAGCUGCGCGGCUUGGUGCAACAGCGAGACGCGGAAAUCGCAAGGGAGAAGGCCGACAACACCAGGCUCCGUAGCCUCAUUCUCGAGAAGGAGGCACAGAGUGCUACGCUGAGCGGCCUACCCACCACGCCGCUGUCACCACUAGCCCCGCCGGCGCCCUUCUCGUUCCCGACGAGCGAUAUGAUUCAAAACCUGCCAAGACCAGCCUUCCCUUGGCCCCCCGGGCCUCCAGAUACUUACAUCAAGCAGGAGGUUCCUGAUCAGGUUCCAGACCAAGCAGCCUCAUCCGUGGCUUUCACUCCCGAGGAAUGCGUGGCAGGCCAGCCCAUGCACCUACCGGAUCCCGUCCAACAGCUCUAUCAGUUUGGCGCGGGUGUAGCAGAACUCCUCGGCAGACUCUUCCGCGUCGACUGCCCGGUUUCCUCCAACGCCGCAUUCAUCGGCUUCCUCUCACGGCUGGGCGCGGCACCAGCUUCACACCUCAUCCACACCAACCCGCCCCCAACUGCUUUCUGGUCGCUCGAGCCCUCGUGGACGCCUCUCCCGGCGACGCCUCCCACCUUACCGCCGACCCUCGAGGAGAGGUUCACCCUUCUCUGUCUCCUCUUCCCCUUCCCAAACUCAAGCAGCCAAUCCUCUCCACCACCCGCCGCUGCCAACCCCGCCAACGACGACAACGGCCAGCGUGACAGCGAAACGACCAGCUUCCAGCUUCUCGCCUCUCUCCUGACCGCCCUCAUAAAGGCAGACCACAGCGCCUCGCCGCGCGCAGGCCUGGCCUUUUUGAAGACCAUGUCGGUGCUCAGGCAGCAGCAGCAGCAGCAACAACAGCAGCAGCAGCAGCAGCUCAUCCCACCCACAGCCGGACAAACGCCACCAGGCCCGAAAACAGGGGUCCUAGGAGGAGCAGCAGCCGGAGGCGCCGUCUCGGUGUCGGCAGGCAGCAGCAGCGCCGCCCACGCCCGCACCAUGCUCUUGUCCAUCGCGCUGUGCGAGCUCUGCCGCGUGCUGGAGCGGACCUACGCGGGCGCGAGCUCGGGCGUGGUGGCCGCGCCUGCCGGGCAGGGGCUGCAGGACUGGUGGUGGGCUGUGUGCGGCAUCGGCAGCGGCGGCGGCAGUGGCGGUGGCGCGCAUGGCACGACGUCGCCUCUCUUGGCGCUGGCGGAUGCGCUGGAGUAUGCGAGCAGCGGUGGUGUAUCAGCUACAGGCCAUUGGGGGGAUUCGACAGGGAAGAGGGUGAGGGCGGAGAUGGUGAGGGAGAGGCUUGCGCGGGACUGCGGUGACCACUUCUGCGCGUGCGCCGCCUCGUUUCCCGCUUCUUCUCUGGAGUCGCCGCCGCCCUUGGGGUCUUCUUCCUCCUUCUCCUCUUCUUCUUCCCGGCGCCCACGGGCGGGUAGCAGCAGAACAAGUUCCCAUGACACCGGGUCGACUUCAACCCCUGAAAGCGGGCCCGGAGGGGAGAGGGAGAGGGAGAGGGAAAUUGGGCUGCUGCACUGCGGAGACGGCACCGGCGGCGGCUGCUUCCUGGUGCUCGAUUUUUCCCAAUGCAGCCUGCGGCUCGUGGACUGCCGGCUGGCCGACAUGAAGCCGAACGCGGCGGAGCCGAGGAAGUUCGACUUGACUGUCUCGAGGGCGAGGGCGAGGGCGGGGAGGGGAAAUGAUGGGGAGAAGGACGACGACGAUGACGAGGAGGGGGAGUUGAUGAGGGUGGCGGCUGCGCGGCGGGAGGCGUCGGCGUUUUGGCUGAGGUACGCCAUGGCGGACGAGUAAUGAUUGUGCUGCGCGCGUGGUCGGCGGAUGACAUGCGGUUGGGGGGUCAUUUGCUUCCAGGUUGUUUAUCCAGCAAGGCAUAAGUGAGGCCUUGACA